AUGCCGAAACGAUCGGCUGAAGAGAAAAUUAAUUAUUAUAGUAAGAAAAUACGGAAAAUUCAAAAGAAGCAAAAACGUUUAAUUGGUGCAAGUAGUUCAUCAGAAUCUCCUUCAGUACCAGAACAAAAUCCAGAGGAUGAGUCAUUCCCGAUGGUUGAAUCUCCCUGUGAGGAAGAACCAGAGCCAGUGGAAAUAUUUCCGUUGGUGGUGGAGCCGGAUAAAGAAUAUCCUGCGGAUUCGAUCGAACCGCAACCAUCCACCGUCAUAUCAACGGAAGCUGAACCGGAGAAAUCCUCGGAAGCAAUACAAGCCAAUUGCUCUAUACAAGAGGUUGAUCCAGAUAUUUUAAUAGCCUUAGGGGAGAUUACUAAUGACUCCCCGGAUUACGGGGAAAAAAUACACGAUUGUUUAGCAAAAAUUUGGACACCAUUAUUAAAAAAGGGGUUAAGUAAAGAUGUUCGCGAGAAAUUAAUUAAAGAUUACCUUAUUCCUGAAAAUUGUCCCCUUUUAAAAGCGCCAACAUUAAAUCCGGAAAUUUUAGCCGCUUUACCCGAAACUGGUAGGUUCCGGGAUAAGAAAAAGAAGCGGAGGACUACGGCGGACAAGUCAACGGCCACCAGUUCAACCCGGAGGUCCUCAAUUGAAACCACUGCCAUCCAAGACUCGCGGAGUACCUCGCCGAGUAUAAAUCAGAUUCAGAAAAACAAGAUAUGA
Molecule: messenger RNA, 714 nt
Organism: Achroia grisella
Lineage: Eukaryota; Metazoa; Arthropoda; Insecta; Lepidoptera; Pyralidae
Exons: 3
Coding region: 1-714 (237 amino acids)
Source: RefSeq, a predicted model, not a curated record